Messenger RNA from Drosophila erecta, 1748 nucleotides. RefSeq names its product transcription factor Ouib. Gene Ontology annotation, molecular function: RNA polymerase II cis-regulatory region sequence-specific DNA binding; DNA-binding transcription factor activity, RNA polymerase II-specific; zinc ion binding. Gene Ontology annotation, cellular component: nucleus. The record is from RefSeq and is a predicted model, not a curated record. Lineage: Eukaryota; Metazoa; Arthropoda; Insecta; Diptera; Drosophilidae. Gene Ontology annotation, biological process: regulation of transcription by RNA polymerase II.
AUCCCUGUGCAAAAACUUUGAACAGCGCUCGAGUCUGCGAAAGUUAGAGUGACCAUGCAAAUAGCUUACCGACACAUUUCGGAUAAGCUGCAAGAAAAGUAAACAAUAAACAAAUAUUUAAAAACAACUAAGAGCCGAGAUGCGAAUUCUAAACUGCCGCCUUUGCUAUGCCCCAAUUGACCUUUUUGAUCCAGAAAACGGACAUCUAGUUCGUCAAAUUCAUUCCAUUACUGGAGUCGAGCUGCACUGCAUGAAGGAGAUAUCCGGCCAAAUGUGCACUGUGUGCCUGGGCGAUCUGCAGGCAGCCAUUAAGUUCCGCCAGCGCUGCAUCAUAGCCGAGAAACAAAAUCUGGAAAGGAUUGAGUGCGCAAGCAGGUAUUCGCCCACAGACCCAAUAUUAUAUGAGUACAUUGAUGAUAAACAAAUUGAGAGCGAAUUGGACGAGUCCAUUUUAAGUCCUGAAGUAAAAGAUCUUCCAGAACGAACUUCUGAAAAGCUCUCAGCACCAGUUGGUUCGAACCAUCAAACGCCAAUUGGAGUAGAUUCUGGUCCAUAUGAAUGCCAAGAUUGCGGAAAGACUAUCAACAACAAGGCGAACUUUCAGGAGCACAUUCUCAGGCACACGGGAAUCAAGAAUUUCUAUUGUGAUUUUUGGGAUUGUGAAAAGAGUUUUGCCACUCGAAAGGAACUGACCAGUCAUAUGCGUACCCACACGGGCGAGCAGCCAUUCGUGUGCGUCUACUGUCCACGCCGCUUCUCGUCUUCAAGCGCCCGUCAGGAGCACCAUCGCCGCCAUCGAAACGAUCGCCGCUACGAGUGUGACAUGUGCGAGAAAAGUUUUGUGAGUUCCGGAUGUCUCAGCAAGCACAAGAUGACCCAUGUGGCCACACGGAAGCACUACUGCUACGUUUGUCAGAAGCACUUCCAACGGAUCUCCCAUUUGAUGACCCACUUGUCUACCAGUAUUCAUAAGCAAAGAGCGGAGAAGGCAGCGGCAGCUCAGGAAGCUUGCCACUUAACAAUGUAGCUGCCUAUCUAGUCACUUAGUUUUUUAGUUAUAUGUAAGAAACUUAAUGUUCAGCGUCCUUUGUUCGACAAAGUUAUAACAAGGAAAAGGACAUUUAACUACGGGAUAUUCCUUGAAAUCAAUUUUAUGCCAGUAUUUAGCAUUUCUGACAUUUGUAGCAGAAAAUAUUUUGUUCAUAUUCUUGUUUCCCUAAGAAAUAGAAGAACAAGCGAAUCCAGCCUGCCUUGUAAAUGCAGCUUUCGUUAUAAAACGUUACAAGUUCUAAACAUAUUUACUUGUCCUAUAAAAAAGAUAUAUUAAUCCUGUGCCAUUCGAAUUUUAUGUCAAGUUGUAUCUUCCAAAAAUUUCAAGUCUUCGACAAAGCACAAAGAAAAGAAACAUAAACAACGCACAUACAUCUAGUGGCCAUAAAGAAAUGAAAACUACCAAAUAAACGCACAAAGUCAAGCUCGUGUUCCAGCUUUAAUAAUAUAAUAAUAUGAGUAUGUAUUAAAAAAGUAUUACCCAAAUCAACGAAACUAAAAGGUGUACGCCAAAUCGUAAAAAAAAGAUAUAAUAUAAUUUACAUUUAUUAAAUCUUUAAGCUAUUUAAAAAUACUAUUCUCCCAAUUGCAAAUUUGAAAAAAAAAAAAUAUUCAAACAAGUUGUUUAACAAAAUAAUAAUAUUACAAAUCUGAUUAUGUCACACAUCCGGUCGGACCAUUUGUACUCUUUUUAUUUU